Messenger RNA from Pseudogymnoascus destructans, 1022 nucleotides. RefSeq names its product Dynein light chain (gene DYN2). Gene Ontology annotation, cellular component: cytoplasmic dynein complex. The coding region runs from base 374 to 679 and encodes 101 amino acids. Gene Ontology annotation, biological process: cilium assembly; microtubule-based process. The record is from RefSeq and is a predicted model, not a curated record. Gene Ontology annotation, molecular function: dynein light intermediate chain binding; dynein intermediate chain binding. Lineage: Eukaryota; Fungi; Ascomycota; Leotiomycetes; Thelebolales; Thelebolaceae. The transcript has 4 exons.
UGGGUGGUGAAGUCUUGGGAUCUGUUUUACCACUUAUAAUACCUGCCUGUGAGCGCUGCCCGCAAUCAAAAUACAUCUGGUCAUCGCUCAUCGCUCCUCAUCGUCGCCAUCGUCUCUUCUUGGCUUUCUCCAUACUCCGAACUUACCCCCCCGCCGCCAUCGAAGCUUCAGUUAUAUACUCCUCGACCCCAAGGUAUAUCUAUAUAUCUAUACCUUUCUAUACCCCCCUCUUUUGGACCCUGACGCGAAAACGCGACAGCUAUCCAUUCGUCCCCCAUCCCCCCCCCCCCACAUCUUCGCGACCACGCACCACUCACUACCUGCACCACCACGAGCCGAGAACCCAGAGUCUCCCCGCGACGGAUUGCCCAAGAUGCCCGGCCAGAAUGAGAAGGAGGCCGUCCCCUCAAAGGACCAGGUCGAUGCCCAGGUCAAGUCCGCCGACAUGAGCGACGAGAUGCAGCAAGAAGCCAUCGAGAUCGCACAAGAGGCGAUGCUCAAGUUCAACAUCGAGAAGGACAUCGCGCAGCACAUCAAGAAGACGUUUGACGACCGCAAGGGCCCGACGUGGCACUGUAUCGUCGGCCGGAACUUUGGCAGCUUCGUCACCCACGAGACAAAGCACUUCAUCUACUUCUACCUCGGCCACUGCGCCAUCCUCCUCUUCAAGACCCAAUAGAAGCCUCUGCCAUGCUACAGGUUCGAUUCCCAUACCCGGUGGGAUAAGCCUCGGUGGAUGUCGAAAACGACCGCUAUUAGUGUUUAGGAGAACGGGGAACCAGCGCGGGGCGGAUACAUUUUGCCAUUUCGCCUGGCGAGAUUGGGUAUUGGGAGUCGUAGCCGUUUUUCUUUUACGCAUGGGCACAAUUGCAGAUGAUUGAGGGGGUUAUGAGUUUUGAGGGGAAAAGUGGGGCAUACGACGGCUGUUUAUGAUGGCUCUUUUAUAAUUCCUCUACGGACUGUGUGACACCAUAUGAUCCCGAAGACCAAAAUGCAUCGCAAACUUGAAACUAUGAUCUUAU